Molecule: messenger RNA, 1110 nt
Organism: Rotaria sp. Silwood1
Lineage: Eukaryota; Metazoa; Rotifera; Eurotatoria; Philodinida; Philodinidae
Source: the annotation of a GenBank genome assembly
AUGGCCACAAAAGGAAAAAAAGGAGAAGAAGCUAUUACACAACGUUAUCUACGCAUUACAGAUAUUGCUAAAGAACCAUUAGAUUUUCUCUCACCUAUUUGUGGAUAUGAGAAAAUGUCGUUAGUUUCACUCGAAGAAGCUGUUGAAAAACUUGUUGAUCUACUACCUACUAUCCAGAGUCAUGCUUAUAUUGCCAAACAGAAAUGUAAGAAACCAUCUGAUGGACUAUCUCAAGAUGAAUCAGCCUCAAUUAUGCUCUAUACAAUGGGAUGGGAACCACUUGACGAAUGUCUUUAUUUUGUUCUAAAUGAUACAUUACGUUCAGCCAAUCGAGAAAAACUCAAACCAUGGUUUCUUUAUUUGAGACUUUUUCUCAGUGGACUUUUUCGUCUACCAGUGAUUCGUGAAGUUGUACACAGAGGUAUCAAAAUGGACUUGAGCAAAGAAUACAGAAUGGGAGAAACAAUAAUAUGGUGGGGAUUUUCAUCAUGUACUACUGCUUUGAAUGUUUUACAAUCUGAACAAUUUUUGGGUAAGACAGGUACUCGAACCAUGUUUACAAUUCAAUGUGAAUCAGGCAGAGAUAUUCGUAAUCAUUCGUAUUUUUCAUCAGAAGAUGAAGUACUUUUACUUGCUGCAACACAAUUCAAAGUUAUCGGUUAUCUUGAUCAAGGUGAUUUACAUGUUAUCCAUCUCAAAGAAGAACCAUCGCCAUUUCCACUUUUGCAACCAGUACCAUUGACUUCUUCUUCGAACAAUUCAACUACUUCUAAGCCGGCUGUUCCACAAACAAAAACAGCAUCUCCAGAAACCAGUCGACCAUUUGAAAAACCGCCGUCAAUCAGUUUAGCAAGUAAACCUGUCAUUACUUCUGUACAACCAAAACCUACAGAAAUACUUCCAACACCACAACCAACAACUGUGAAACUAUCACAACCUCAGUGCCGAAAUCUCGACCUCGAGAAAAAACUUGCUGACAAUAAAAAUGUUACCAUGUUAAACUUGAAGUCGAUGAAUUUGACAGAUGAAGAUAUGGAAAUUGUGGCUUAUUGUGCAUUGAGAACCAAUACGGUAAAUGCUAUUGUUUUAAUUUUCUCUAUUGCAAGAUAG